This is a messenger RNA of Sphaerodactylus townsendi, 4744 nucleotides long. RefSeq names its product zinc finger SWIM-type containing 4 (gene ZSWIM4). Gene Ontology annotation, cellular component: Cul2-RING ubiquitin ligase complex. The record is from RefSeq and is a predicted model, not a curated record. NCBI's taxonomy places the organism in Eukaryota, Metazoa, Chordata, Lepidosauria, Squamata, Sphaerodactylidae.
UGUCUUCAACAAAUGACGCUCUGGUGGUCUCUGCUCAGGGGCCCCUGACCCCACUGCUGGGGCUGGCAUCGAAGAUGCGAACUGCUGGCACCUGGAUGAAGAGCAGAUCCAAGAACAGGUGAAGCAGCUUCUGUCGAACGGCGGCUACUACGGGGCUAGCAAGCAGCUCCAGUCCAUGUUCAACAAGGUGCGAGAGAUGCUCCGGAUGCGGGACUCCAAUGGGGCUCGGAUGCUCAUCCUGAUGACGGAGCAGUUUCUGCAAGACCCGCGCCUGGCCCUGUGGCGGCAGCAAGGAGCUGGCAUGACUGACAAAUGCCGGCAGCUCUGGGACGAACUAGGCGCCUUGUGGGUGUGCGUGGUCCUGAGUCCUCACUGCAAGCUGGAAGAGCGGGCUCUCUGGCUGCAGCUCCUCAAGAAGUGGAACAAACUGGACAUCUGUCCCUUGGAAGAGGGCAACUAUUCCUGCGACAGCACCGGGUCCAGCACCGCCUUGCAGCCUAACCCAAACCGCAGCCCAGCGGGAGUCCGGCAGACGGUCUUCAGCCGGGCCAUCAAGGCCACGGAGCUGCGAUGGGGCGACGGCCACCUGCAGAAGAUCCUGAGCAGCGACUGCUACGGCCUCUCCCUGAAGAGCGGCAGCGACAAGCUGGGCUUCGACCCCCAGGGCCACCCACUCUGGCUGGGCGACGCCUUCCCAAUGGCCUGUGCCCGGGUGGACGCCUUGCGCUCCCACGGCUACCCCCGCGAAGCCUUGCGCCUGGCUGUGGCUGUCGUCAACGCCAUGCGCUUGCAGCGGCGCCACCAGCUGGAGAGCUACAAGCAGCAGAAGAAAGAGCUCUUGCACAAAGGCACAACCAGCAUCACCAACCUGGAGGGCUGGGUGGGGCACCCUCUAGAUCCCAUCGGCUGCCUCUGCCGCACCUUCCUGGAGGCCUGCCGGACAGAGGAUGAGGGGCUGGUCCUCUACACAGACUCAGCGGCGGAGCCGAAGAAGGCGCUGUACCAACACAUCGCGGUGCCCUCCAGCCCCGGGGAGUCGUACUUCAUGCUGGCUCUGGAAGUGGCGCUCCUGGGGCUGGGGCAGCAGAGGUCCAUGCCGGAGGGGCUCUACGCUCAAGACAAGGUAGUGCGCAGUGAGGAGCACCUCAUCGGGAUGCUGGAGGAGAUGGAGCUGGACGAGCGGCUGGUCCCCGUGCUCCGCAAGCAGGCUGCCUUGCUCCUGGACGGGGGGCCUUUCAGUGGCUUUGGGGAGAUCGUCUUCCGUGAGAGCGUGCCGAUGCACACCUUUGCCCGCUACCUCUUCACCGCCCUGUUGCCAUAUGACCCUGAGCUGGCCUACCGCUUGGCGCUGCGAGCCAUGAGGCUCCCCGUGUUGGAGACAGUGCUGCCCACCAGUGAUCUACUGCACCAGAACCCACUGGAUUCCAUGAUGGCCAAUCGCUUCCCUCGCUGGUUCACCCUCGGCCACCUGGAAACGAGGCAGUGCGAGCUGGCAUCCGCCAUGUUGACAGCUGCGAAAGGUGACCCCAGUUGGCUGCGAAUGGUUUUGGGCUCCAUCCAGCAAAACAUCCAUUCCCCGGCCCUGCUCUUCAAGCUGGCUCAGGAUGCCUGCAAGACGGCCACGCCGGCCAACUCCCCUCCCGACACCACCUUGCUGAACAUUUCUCUGGAACUCGGCCUGCAGGUGAUGCGGAUGACGCUCAACACUAUGACCUGGCGCCGCAGGGAAAUGGUUCGCUGGUUGGUCAGCUGUGCCACGGAGAUUGGCGUCCAGGCCCUGAUGAACAUCAUGCAGAACUGGUACACGCUCUUCACGCCCAUUGAGGCCACAACCAUUGUGGCCGCGGAGGCAAUUCACGCGACGCCCACGGCUUUCGCUGGAAAGUUGCUGAGCCUGAGCACGGGGCAGCGGGACGAGCUGUGCAGCUGCGCCCGGACACUGGCACUGCAGUGCGCCAUGAAGGACCCCCAGAACUGCGCGCUGCCGGCUCUGACGCUCUGCGAGAAGAACCACGCCGCCUUUGAGGCCGCCUACCAGAUAGUACUGGACUCUGCGGCCUCUGCUGGCAUGGGCCACUCCCACCUCUUCACCGUGGCCCGGUACAUGGAGCACCGCGGGCUGCCCUUGCGUGCCUACAAGCUGGCCACGCUGGCAUUCUCCCACCUCAGUAUUGCUUUCAACCAGGACACGCACCCCGCCCUCAACGACGUCCUGUGGGCCUGCUCCCUCAGCCAGUCGCUGGGCAAGAACGAGCUGGCCGCCAUUGUCCCGCUCGUCAUCAAGAGCGUGCAGUGCGCCCCCAUGCUCUCCGACAUCCUGCACCGUUGGAGCCUGCCGCCUCCGGGCCUGGCCUCGCUGGGCGGGGGGCGCCGCGGGGCAAGCGGCACCGCGGGGAAGCUGUUUGCGGUGGACAAGGCCCCCCUCUGCCAGCUCCUGGAGGCCGCCAUGGCGGCCUACGUCAGCACCACCCACUCGCGCCUGACUCACAUCAGCCCCCGGCACUACGGCGAGUUCAUCGAGUUCCUGGGCAAAGCCCGCGAGACCUUCCUCCUGGCCCACGACGGCCACCUGCGCUUUGGCCAAUUCCUCGACAACCUCAAACAGACCUACAAGGGAAAGAAGAAGCUGAUGUUGCUCGUUCGGGAACGCUUUGGAUAAAGGGGGGGGGCCCUUUGGCUCGGGGGGCAUUCCGGAGAGGGAGCCCUUUGGCUGAAGAGGCAGGUGGACGGAUGGCUCUGCCUUUGAGCGGAAGCACUUUGGCUCGGAGGGCUGCGAGGAACGGUUGGUUUUCCUUGGGGACGGAAGUGACUGGGCAGAGUCCGGAGCCCUGCGUGACUUUGGACGGCCGUUGGCUGGGGGUGGGUGAUCAGGUUAGUCUUCCCGACUGUAAAUGGUGGUGCACCAAGUCUGCAGAACCGAGCAGCUGCAGCGGCACUUCAAGGGGGGGUGGGGGUGGGGGGGACGCGGGGGGUGGGAGAGUUUCCGUAGCACCAGGAGGGUCGGGCACAGAGUCGGACGAAGGUUAAAGCCCCUCCCUCCAGCCCUUUAGGCUUGAUCAGAAGGACCCAGCCCGCUUUGGUGGCAGCAGGAGAUGCCAAUUUCAGUAUUAACUCUCAGGAUGACAGCAACAGUUCUCUGGUUGAAGGUUUUGGACCCCCCUCGCCGGGUCUCGCAGAUAGUGGGGAGCCGGUCCUAUGGAAUUUCACAGUUGCUCUUCCCGUGUAAUGUUGGCAAAAAGUGUGUGUGUGGGGGGGGGGCGGGGUUGGAUCGAGUCCUUGGAGUGAUCCACUUUUUCUACGUCCCCUCCCCAUUUUUUUUAAAGGUCUGGAGUCUCAAGAGUGGGCACUCAGAAGGGACGGAGGCACCGUUUCCCCCCCCCCUCCGUGCACUGAUAGCGUUUAAGUUAGCAGACCCUUCGUGUUGAAAGAAUCCCCCAGGGCCAGGGUGCAAACGCCUCCCGGGGCCAAGGGUUCUCCGACAGGACCCGGGCGGCAGAGCGUCUUCCCACUCAAUCCUUGGCAGCAAGGUUGGCGCCGUUCCACAGGGGGCGAGCGGCAUUGAAAUGGGGGGCGGGGGGCGGAUGGAGGUCUUGUGUGAGCCUGUAAAAGGGCUCGGGUCCGGCAUACUGAGCCAAGAGCCUCCUGUCUCUUUCGUGGAAGAAUACCACUUGAAGGGAUCCAAAGAGCCUCUGCCCCAAGCCUUGAUCCCUUCCCACUUCUGACACCCCUCCAGUCCCAUUAACCAGCUUCUCCGCUCAUUGAACCGCCCUUCCGUUCCGACGGAGCUGUCGGGAACCGGCCCCCUCCUCCCCACGAAUUCUCCCCCGUGUCUCUCUCUCUUCCCCCUCCACUUGCCAGUAUUUCCGCUUUCCCUUGGCCGGGCUCACCGAUUAUGGACUGGAUCCUGAUCUUGCCUGCAAGGGGUGCCGGGGUGGGGGGGUGGGGAGCUCUUCUUCUGCCGUUCUUCCUCUUUACCUGUGUUCUUUGUCGAUGCCCCCCAGACUCCUACAACUGAAGGACUCCCGUCUUCCGCCUCCUCCAGGACAGAGCUCUGGAGCUGCAGGGUGACAGACGGCUCAUACCUCAAGUCUCCUCCCCCAGGUCAGGCGCUGGGCCCGCUUCAGCCACCGUGCCUGUGCAGCACCCCUUGGGAGGUUGUGAGAGCACCAGGUGGAUCCGAGUCACCUUUGCAGGUUCUCGGGUUGCUUGUGCGGUCACACUGGCCCUGCCUCGGGGGGCCUUCGAGUCCCCCCUAGGGGAGGGCGUUGAAGUGGCCACCAACCGGGUGCCAACGGAUGUUGUUCAAAACACCCCACUCCAAAAUCCCACUUUAUUUUCUGCUGGAUAAAGUCUACUCAGGAACAAACCACAACAAGCUCAUGCUACUAUUUAGAUUAUUGUGAAGACAAGAUAAUGUUUAAAAAGUUAAUAUAUAUAUGAAGAGGCGACGGGUCCGGCGGGGACUCCUGUUUGUGCGCAUGGGGGCAGGGGCCCGUGUCCUCGGCACGGCCCUUCGUGUUGGUGGAGAUAUUGGUGUGUUGCACAGCUCUGCUUUGGAGCCAGAUAGUCAGUUAGUUUUAAAGUUUUUGGGGUUUAUUUCUUUGUUUUGCUGUAUUAAGGAAAUUCCUGUAAUUUUGUAAUUUUUUUUUCUAUUUAUUGAAUCAUUUAUUGUAUUUUUUUUGUUUUGUUUUGUAAAAGACUCAACAUAAACCACAACUCUUUUUGGUUUGGUUUCUCUUUUGGA